Messenger RNA from Beta vulgaris subsp. vulgaris (sugar beet), 1647 nucleotides. Its product is annotated as probable feruloyl esterase A. Gene Ontology annotation, biological process: lipid metabolic process. NCBI's taxonomy places the organism in Eukaryota, Viridiplantae, Streptophyta, Magnoliopsida, Caryophyllales, Amaranthaceae. The transcript has 11 exons. The coding region runs from base 219 to 1292 and encodes 357 amino acids. The record is from RefSeq and is a predicted model, not a curated record.
UCCUAAUUCCUAAAGAGAUAAACGAAAGAAAAAAAAGGAACCGUCAAUCAAAACAAAAUAAAACUAUAAAACAAAAACGAAACAGAAAUUGAAAAAAACAAAGUGUUUUCAGUUGCUGCGGUCAUCUCGCCGGUGUCAAGUUUCCGACGCACUGCCCUUUCUAUUCCGCUCUCUUUAUUAAAAUUCAGCAUCUGAGUUUUUAACUUUGAGCGAAUUUUAUGGUCAAAAUUAUGGAGCAAAGUAGAUUGUUGAGGACGUUGCUACUUUUAUAUUUAUUUGUUGUUUCUUUUGGUAGAGUGAUCAAGCUCAAACACACUGAUGAAUUACCUGUUUACAAUCAUACGCUUGCCAAAAUUUUGGUCGAGUACAAUGCUGCGGUUUAUGAGUCAGACUUGACUGAACUAUUCACCUGGACUUGCUCAAGAUGUAAUGGAAUGACAAAGGGAUUUGAGAUUAUAGAGCUGAUUGUCGAUGUCCAACACUGCUUGCAGGCAUAUGUUGGUGUGGCUAAGGACCUGAAUGCUAUUAUUGUUGCAUUUAGGGGAACACAGGAGCACAGCAUACAGAAUUGGGUUGAAGAUCUGUACUGGAAGCAGCUUGAUUUGGAUUACCCAGACAUGCCUGAAGCAAUGGUUCACCAUGGAUUCUAUUAUGCUUACCAUAACACUACGCUGCGUCCUGGAGUAGUAGAUGCUGUUAAACGAGCAAAGAAAGUAUUUGGAGAACUUGACCUUUUAGUGAUAGGGCAUUCAAUGGGUGGGGCUAUGGCUGCUAUUUGCGCACUUGAUCUCACGGUGCAUCAUGACAUGAGAAAUGUUAAGGUUACAACAUUUGGACAACCUCGGAUUGGAAAUGAAGCUUUUGCAUCUUACUAUACACAGUUUGUCCCGAACACAAUUCGUGUCACUCAUGAACAUGACAUGGUGCCUCAUUUGCCUCCCUAUUAUCCAUAUUUCCGACAGAAGACAUAUCAUCACUUUCCCAGAGAGGUAUGGCUGUAUAACAUUGGAUUUGGAAGUCUUGUCUACACAGUCGAGAAGGUUUGUGAUAGAUCUGGUGAAGAUCCAUCUUGCAGCAGGUCAGUUAUGGGGAGCAGCGUAUUGGAUCAUCUGGUUUAUUAUGGUGUCAAUUUACAAGCCGAGACAUGGAAUUCAUGCAGAAUUGUGUCUGGCCCUCAUCUUGUGAGGUUCACGACCACAGAUCACGCCGGAAAUAUUAUAUUGUCCAAAGAUCCUGGGUGUACUGUUCACAGUAGAGGUGCAGUGUUAGGUGAAACGGCAAAUGUUUCAUAAAGGUGGAGGAUGCUGCUCCUCUAAGAAUGCUCUCAUGUGGGUGCAUGUGUAAUUGUGUACAUUAUGGUAUGCCCAGGACUAUAUAGCAAUAUUAUGUGACAAAUGUGUAAAGAAGGCUUCAACAAGUUGUAGAUAAAGUAAUUUUUUCGUGCCUCUGUUCAGUUUGUAUGGAUAUUAAGCUGUCUGAUGGUCGCAACUUGCAAGUGUACAUUGUAAUAUCUUAGUGUCUCGAAUAACUUGUAAAUAAAAUCAGUCUCGCAACUUUCUGUUCGGUUCAUCUUUAUUACUGUACAUGUAGUAAUACUUGUGAUGCGCGGGUGAAAAUUAUCAUAUAGGAUAUUAUUAAUCUUUAUCA